Molecule: messenger RNA, 561 nt
Organism: Selaginella moellendorffii
Lineage: Eukaryota; Viridiplantae; Streptophyta; Lycopodiopsida; Selaginellales; Selaginellaceae
Product: blue copper protein-like
Exons: 1
Coding region: 1-561 (186 amino acids)
Cellular component (GO): plasma membrane
Molecular function (GO): electron transfer activity
Source: RefSeq, a predicted model, not a curated record
AUGGCUCAGGGAAGAUGCAUGGCCGUUCUCGUCGCUCUUGUGACCUUCGCAGCGGUGUGCGAGGCUCAAGACCACAGCACCCCAUGGAACUUGUCUAUGAAGAAGGAAGACUACAAAGCUUGGGCCGCGACGCAAACUUUCCUGACGGGACAAACUCUGCGUAAGCUCAAUUCGAAUCGAUCAAUUCACAUGAUAUCGAUCUCUUACUUUUUUUUUCUUGGAACUCUGUUUCUAGAGUUUAAAUACGAGUCGGGACACAGUCUGCUGGCGCUUGCAACCCAGGAGGCGUACAACAACUGCGAUCUCAGCAAUCCCGUCAAGACUUUCACAGAGCCAAACCCGAUCGUCACUCUCGGAGCUCCAGGCAAGAAGUUCUACGUUUGUGGGGUUGGGAACCACUGCAACGCGGGAAUGAAAGUUAUCAUCAACGUUGUCUCCAGCGCCGAUGCUGCCGCUCCUCCCGCGGAACCUCCACAGAAAGGAGCGGCGGGCAAUCUCGUCUCCUCCAGCGCCUUCGUCGUGGCCCUUGGAGCUGUGGCCGCCGCCGCCGCGGUGCUCUAG